Molecule: messenger RNA, 453 nt
Organism: Symbiodinium pilosum
Lineage: Eukaryota; Dinophyceae; Suessiales; Symbiodiniaceae
Source: the annotation of a GenBank genome assembly
AUGGUGCUCUUCUCCGCCACCAUCAUCUAUUUGGUGGAGUCGCAGGACAAUGUCCCAACCCUGCAGCAUUCCCUUUGGCUCGCCAUUGUGACGGUCACUACUGUGGGUUAUGGGGACUUCUAUCCAGAAUCUUCUUGGGGCUACCUGGUUGUUUCCCUGCUCACCUUCAUCAGCGUCCUUUUCCUGGCCAUGCCAGUGGGUAUCAUUGGCCACGAGUUCACUCAGUCCUGGCUCUCACGUCGCAAAGUCCUUUUGCAAGGGCGCGUCCGCCGCUGCCUCAGCAAGUGGGGCUACACUGCGGCAGACCUACAGAUGCUGUUUGAUUAUGCUGACGCCGACGGAGAUGGAAAUCUUGCACUCAUCGAGUUCAUCGAGCUCAUUCGGCAGAUGCGAAUUGGGGUCAGCGCCGAGCAAGCGGCCGAGCUGUUCACGAUGUUCCUGCUUGGCAGUUAG